Molecule: messenger RNA, 1931 nt
Organism: Camelus dromedarius (Arabian camel)
Lineage: Eukaryota; Metazoa; Chordata; Mammalia; Artiodactyla; Camelidae
Gene: LAG3
Product: lymphocyte activating 3
Exons: 8
Coding region: 341-1870 (509 amino acids)
Molecular function (GO): MHC class II protein binding; transmembrane signaling receptor activity
Source: RefSeq, a predicted model, not a curated record
CAGGGGCCAGGGCCCUGGGAGCAGCAGAACAGCCUCCAGCUCAAGACAGCCACUUUGCCUCCACUCUGCUCUCUGCCUGCACCCAGCCCCAUUCCCUGGGACCCCCCACCCCACCCCACCCCACUCUAGACCCCACCCUCCCGUUGCCUGAUCCAGCUAGCUUUCCUCUAGAUUCCAGCCUCUGGUCAUUGGUUCCUCCCCUCUCCAGGCCUCCAUCCUUCUUUUUCUAGAUUCUCUUCCUUCAGCUCCUUCUUUGCAGAACCUCUCUUUCAUCCACAGUCCUUCUCCACUUUCUGACCUCUUCCCUCUGGACGGCUGUGUGACCCAGGCCCAAGGGGAGAUGCGGGAGGCUCAGUUCCCGGUCUGGCUGCUUCUGCAACUGCUAUGGGCGGCUGCAGUGGAGGCUCCAGACCCUGGGGCAGAGUUCCCGGUGGUGUGGGCCCAGGAGGGGGCUCCUGCCCAACUCCCCUGCAGCCCCACAAUCCCCCCCCAGGAUCUCAGCCUUCUGCGAACAAGACAUGUCACUUGGCAGCAUCUACCGGACAGUGGCCCCUCGGCGCCCUCCGCCCGGGGCCCGGGGCCCCGCGUCUACACGGUGCUGAGGCUGGCUCCCGGAGGCCUGCGCAUCGGGAGGCAGCCCCUGCAGCCCCGCGUGCAGCUGGAAGAGCGCCGCGUCCAGCGCGGGGACUUCUCGCUGUGGCUGCGCCCGGCCCGACGCGCCGACGCCGGCGAGUACCGCGCCGCGGUGCUCCUCGGGGACCGCGCCCUCGCCUGCCGCCUCCGUCUGCGCGUGGGCCAGGCGGCGGUGACUGCCAUGCCCCCAGGGCCUCUCUGGACCUCCAGUUGGGUCAUUUUGAACUGCUCCUUCAGCCGCCCUGACUCCCCGGCCUCUGUGCACUGGUUCCGGGGCCGAGGCAGAGUCCCUGUUCAGGAGUCCCCCCAUCAUCACUUAGCUGGAAACUUCCUCUUCCUGCCCCAAGUCAGCCCCUUGGACUCUGGGGCCUGGGGCUGCAUCCUCACCUACAGAGAUGGCUUCAAUGUCUCCAUCACGUACAACCUCACUGUUCUGGGUCUGGAGCCCGCAGUCCCUCUGACAGUGUACGCUGGAGCUGGUUCCCAGGUGGAGCUGCCCUGCCACCUGCCUCUAGAUGUGGGAACCCAGUCUUCCCUCACUGCCACAUGGGCCCUUCCUGGAGGAGGCCCUGACCUCCUGGUGGCUGGAGACCAUGGCAACUUUACACUUCGACUGGAGGCUGUGGGCCAGGCCCAGGCUGGGACCUACACCUGCCGUGUCCAUCUACAGAGGCAGCAGCUCAGUGCCACUGUCACUUUGGCAGUCAUCACAGUGACUCCCCAAUCCUUUGGGUUACCUGGCAACCUGAGAAAACUGCUUUGUGAGGUGACUCCUGCAUCCGGACAAGAGCGGUUCGUGUGGAGCCCACUGGACAAGCGGUCUUGGAGGAGUCUCCCAGGCCCCUGGCUGGUGAUGCAGGAGGCCAGACUCCUUUCCCAGCCGUGGCAGUGCCAUCUGUACCAGGGGGAGAGGCUGCUCGGGACAGCGGUAUACUUCACUGAGCCGUCUGGCCCAGGUGCCCAACGCUCUGGGAGAGCCCCAGGUGCCCGGAAAACGGGCCACCUCCCUCUCCUCGUCCUUGGUGUCCUCUUCCUGCUCUUUUUGGUGACUGGAGCCUUUAGCUUCCACCUUUGGAGAAGACGGUGGCGACCAAGAAGGUUCUCUGCCUUAGAGCAUGGGACUCACCCACCUCAGGCACAGGGCAAGACAGGGGACCUGGAGCCGGAGCCCCAGCCGGAGCCCGAGCUGGAGCCCGAGUCGGAGCCCGAGCCGGAGCCCGAGCCGGAGCAGCCCUGACCGGAGCUGAGCACCCCGUGCACCCGCAGCUCAGUCCAAAUAAACUCCCUGUCAGCAGCAA